Gloeophyllum trabeum ATCC 11539 is the source of this 1407-nucleotide messenger RNA. RefSeq lists its product as uncharacterized. The record is from RefSeq and is a predicted model, not a curated record. NCBI's taxonomy places the organism in Eukaryota, Fungi, Basidiomycota, Agaricomycetes, Gloeophyllales, Gloeophyllaceae. The transcript is spliced from 4 exons. The coding region runs from base 1 to 1407 and encodes 468 amino acids.
AUGUCUUCUCAUUCCUCGCAUAUCGAUUCUAACAGUCCCCGUGCAAUAUUGUCGUCGUCGGAGCCAUCUGAAGUCCCAACAGAACCUCUACCUGACGGGCAUCCCGACAAGCUUUCGUUGGAGGAAGUAUACGUGCUUGCCAUUCUAGUCCUCCUACACAUCGAUGGACGUGCCACGAUGGCGACAGAGCUCGGACCUUCAGACACUCAAGAGCCACAGCGUCCUGGCGAUGAUGUGGACGUGAAGCAAGAUGCGCACCCACCUCGUGCCGCUUCUCUGCGGACCAUCCAGAGAGACUUCACGAGCUUCACCGUCCCUCCUCCCCUGGGGAGGCCAAAUGCGGUACCUACAAAUAGGAUUGAAGUGUUUGCGUUGCCACCAACGAAGGAGGGUACUCCGACUGUGGCCUACUUAGGACCGGACCGUGGUACAACCACUGCCGCUGAAGCAGGGCGGAGCUCACAUGCAAGCCCAUUAGGCGAGGAAGAGAGCUAUUCUCAUGAUGAAGACAAGAGUACUAGUUCCUUGGACGUAGAUGGACCAUCCUCCAUCUUGGUGCCCGCACGUCAAGGUUGGACUGUGGCACCAAUGGGGCAUCAGUGGGCCACUGGUGUCCCAAGGCCUCUGGUCCUGCCGGCUGGAUAUCCACUCCCGUGGCAAGAUAUCGGCUUCUAUCAUGCCCCUCCGAGGCCUUAUAGCGCAACAGAUGUCGACCCGAUUCCUAGUAUUCCUGUCCCUGCUACCGCAUCAGCCCCGAUGCCUACUUACGUCCAUGGUACCCAAGGAUACCAUCUACCACCAGAGUUCGCUAUCUUACUUUCGUUAGCUUCAACCGCAUCGCCACAGGGACAUCCGACACAAGGUGCUCCGUCCUUUUCCCGCAAGCGCAAACAAUUUGAUAUCGAGAACGCCCCCCCUCUAGACGUCGCUCCUUCGUUGAUUUCUGGCUCUACGGAUUCUGAUUCUGGCGAGACAGAGACAGUUACAUGUUACUGGGCGGGCUGCGGACAGGACUUUCAAAUCAGCUGCCGGAACGAUCUUGCUGACCAUUUGAAGGGCCCGGCCCAUGAUUUGUGCCUCAAGGGCUCACAUCGAGUGUUCUGCCAAUGGGAGGGGUGCACAUCUCGUAGCCAUAACCGUGUUGUACUGAGCGAUGGACAGCAGGACAUCAAGGGGCAGUUGUGCGACGAGAAACCACCUGUCGGGGUCGUUGGUCCCAGAGGUGUAAUCCGGCAACCCGCCCAGAUGCAAGCGGAUAAUCUACUGCGACAUGUCUACGGGCAUGUCUAUCGAUUCCCGUGUCCUGCAUAUGGCUGCAAUUUGCUUUACCGCAGAGCAGAUGCUGCCACACGCCAUUUCCAAGAAAAACAUCUUGGUCGUAAAGAGAAGAAGACUCGCAUAAAAUAG